UGUGGAGUCGGGAGACACAGGGAUGAGGGCUCCGGGCUGUGCUGCCUCAGCUGCCCUGCUGGUGAGGGGGAGUGGGUACAGGGGGAGGAGGGCUGGAGAGUGUGGAGUCGGGAGACACAGGGAUGAGGGCUCCGGGCUGUGCUGCCUCAGCUGCCCUGCUGGUGAGGGGGAGUGGGUACAGGGGGAGGAGGGCUGGAGAGUGUGGAGUCGGGAGACACAGGGAUGAGGGCUCCGGGCUGUGCUGCCUCAGCUGCCCUGCUGGUUUCUACAGACAUGCUCCGUGCACAGACCCAGCUGAGAGGCAUCACUGCCAGCAGUGCCAGCCGGGCACCUUCCUGGAGCACAGCAACUACAUGCGGGGCUGUGAGAAGUGUGACUCCUGCGAUAAGAGCUUGUUGCAGGUGGUGGUGAGGGCAUGCACCUCCUCCAGCAGGACGCAGUGUGGCUGCCCAGGAGGAUACUACCAGUCAAGAGACAGCCUCUGCAGACCCUGCACACCGUGCCAGCACAGACCACAACCUCGACCCUCCCUCCUCACUUUGCUGUUUUUUGUGUCUGCUGUAGGUUCUCGUGUUGAUGACACGGUGUGUGGAGACUGUCUCUCUGGGUACCGUGAAGAUGAACAGAAGGUUUGUCUGCCGAGACAGCCUGGGGGUCCCCCCAAUGAAACACAACAAAGAGCCGUGACAGUUGCCUGCCUCGCUCUGGUGCUGUCUCUGCUGGCCGCAGUGGGCUUCCGUUCCUUCAGACACAGGAGGAGGGAGCAGAGCGUCCUGCAUACUGGAGAUCCAGCCGAACACAAGCCAGCCAGCCCCUCCGGCUCUGAGUGUCUGGUGGUUAUCAGCAAUGGCCCUGCUGAGAGUGAGGGCUGUGUGAAUGCCGUUCCCCCCUGUGCUGGCGACAGGAGCGACUGCAGAACCCCCCCACGCACCCUUCACCCCCCCCCCACUGCAGCGCCCCCUCUCUGGUGUGGCAGCAUGCUGUACUGCAUCAUUGACGCUGUUCCCGCGCGUCGCUGGAAGGAGUUUGUGCGUAUGCUGCCGCUGUCAGACGAGGAGAUGGAGCGGGCAGAGCUGGAGGCGGGGCCUGUCUUCCGAGAGCAGCAGUACGCGAUGCUGAAGUGCUGGACACUGAGAGAGGGAGCGGGACUGCACACUGUCUAUAACACACUGCACAGCAUGGACCUGCCUGACUGCACAGAGACCCUGAGAGAGAGACUGGGAGAGAGAGAGAGAGAGGGAGCGGGACUGCACACUCUACUGCACUAUGAUGGCAGUGUGGAGAUCAUGGUGUACACUCUGUCAGAGUAA
This is a messenger RNA of Polyodon spathula (Mississippi paddlefish), 1310 nucleotides long. Its product is annotated as tumor necrosis factor receptor superfamily member 25. The transcript is spliced from 10 exons. Gene Ontology annotation, cellular component: plasma membrane. Gene Ontology annotation, biological process: signal transduction. The record is from RefSeq and is a predicted model, not a curated record. Gene Ontology annotation, molecular function: protein binding. The coding region runs from base 123 to 1310 and encodes 395 amino acids. NCBI's taxonomy places the organism in Eukaryota, Metazoa, Chordata, Actinopteri, Acipenseriformes, Polyodontidae.